UUGAACAAAAAAAAAAAAAAAACUAAUUAAACUCUUCCGCUUAAUUACACUCGCCUUCCUUAUUAUUUCCAAACAUUCCCGUCCCUUCGUUUCUCUCUCUCUUUCUCUCUCGCUUUUUCUUUCUUUCACGACGUCUGCCUUGCCAAACGGACUUAUUGUUGAAGUGGUUGAAAACUCUUGGAAAUCAUAUGCAUAUGGAUGGAUUACUUAAAGAACAUUGAGUGAUAUAGGAUUUGGGGUUAUCACUUGCAACAAAAUAUAAAAUGGCUCCAUCUAAUAAGGCUGAUAGAAAAACAGUUCUAGAUGCGGCUGCUUGGAUGUUCAAUGUUGUCACUUCCGUUGGAAUUAUUAUUGUCAAUAAAGCCUUAAUGGCUACUUAUGGUUUCAGUUUUGCAACAACAUUAACUGGUUUGCAUUUUGCUACCACAACCUUGAUGACGGCUGUUCUAAGAUGGUUAGGAUACAUUCAAUCUUCUCAUCUACCCUUGCCAGAGCUUUUGAAAUUUGUUUUGUUUGCAAACUUCUCUAUCGUUGGAAUGAAUGUUAGUCUGAUGUGGAACUCUGUGGGAUUUUAUCAGAUUGCAAAGCUUAGUAUGAUUCCUGUAUCCUGCUUUUUGGAAGUUGUGAUGGACAAGAUUCAGUACUCCAGAGAUACAAAGCUGAGCAUAGCUGUUGUUCUUCUGGGUGUUGGUGUUUGUACUGUCACUGAUGUGAGUGUUAAUACCAGAGGUUUUAUAGCUGCCUUUAUUGCUGUAUGGAGUACUUCUCUGCAACAAUAUUAUGUUCAUCACCUUCAACGAAGGUAUAAUCUUAGUUCCUUCAACCUACUGGGACACACUGCUCCUGCCCAGGCUGGAACACUGUUGCUAUUUGGUCCAUUUCUGGACUAUUGGUUGACAGACAAGAGAGUUGAUGCCUAUAGUUAUAACCUAGUAUCUGUGAUGUUCAUAAUUCUUUCAUGUACUAUAGCAGUAGGGACGAACCUCAGCCAGUUCAUCUGCAUUGGCAGAUUUACUGCAGUUUCCUUUCAAGUACUGGGCCAUAUGAAGACAAUCUUUGUGUUGAUUAUGGGAUUCUUUUUCUUUGGAAAAGAGGGUCUCAAUCUGCAUGUGGUUCUGGGCAUGAUCAUAGCUGUGGCUGGAAUGAUUUGGUAUGGAAAUGCUUCAUCCAAGCCUGGUGGGAAGGAGCAUCGGAGCCUUUCUCUCCCGACCAGCCGACAAUAAAAGCAUGGUAAUUUGUCAGAUUCUAAUGAACUAAUUCCCCAUUCAGGAUAAGUUAAGCAUACAUGGGUAGCUGAUUGCAUAAAGUUAUUGGUUAUCCAUCAUUAGAAGAACCAACCAAUUAUUUUUAUCCCCAUUUUUUGUAGUUCCUAAUUCUUUGGUAUUGGGUUCACUCUGAGGGAAUGGAUCAUUUUCGGAUAGGAUUAGAUGCUUUUGAAAUUUUGCUUUUCUUUUUCAGGAAUAUAAUUUAUAUAAUUUCUUUUCAUGCCUUUUUUUUUUUUUCAAUUUACUUCAAAACCAUCAGUUGUCUUCAUAUUGAGCUAUUAUUUGAAGCGAAGCAA
Molecule: messenger RNA, 1561 nt
Organism: Durio zibethinus
Lineage: Eukaryota; Viridiplantae; Streptophyta; Magnoliopsida; Malvales; Malvaceae
Product: UDP-rhamnose/UDP-galactose transporter 6
Source: RefSeq, a predicted model, not a curated record